CACUUCCCGUCUAUCAAUUGGCUCAUAUCAUACAGCAAGUAUAUGCGAGCAUUGGACGAUUUCUAUGAUAAGAACUUCCCGGAAUUCGUCCCGCUGAGAACGAAAGUGAAGGAAAUCUUGCAAGAAGAAGAGGACCUGUCAGAAAUCGUUCAGUUAGUAGGCAAGGCUUCACUCGCCGAAACAGAUAAAAUCACGCUCGAGGUAGCAAAAUUGCUAAAGGACGAUUUCUUGCAACAAAACAGCUAUUCGCCGUACGAUCGUUUUUGUCCAUUCUAUAAAACCGUGGGGAUGUUACGAAAUAUGAUUGCUUUCUACGAUAUGGCGAGACACGCGGUCGAAUCAACGGCCCAAUCGGAUAAUAAAAUCACGUGGAAUGUCAUUAGGGACAGUAUGGGCAAUAUUCUUUAUCAAUUGAGCUCUAUGAAGUUCAAGGAUCCUGUUAAGGAUGGCGAAGCAAAGAUCAGGUCGGAUUUUGAUCAAUUACAUGAAGACAUACAACAGGCAUUCAGGAAUUUAGAAGAUUAAAUUUCUAACUUGUAACUUGUUAAAAGCAAUUUUAAGAUAUUAAUCGUUCUGUAUCUUGGCCCUAACAUUUAAGGAUGUCCCAGUCUAGCUCGUGAAUUGGAAAUAAUUUACCGAAAAUAUGCUACAUAGGCUACAAAAACAGCACGUUAUCGA
This is a messenger RNA of Formica exsecta, 678 nucleotides long. RefSeq names its product V-type proton ATPase catalytic subunit A-like. The record is from RefSeq and is a predicted model, not a curated record. Gene Ontology annotation, cellular component: lysosomal membrane. The annotation marks the transcript as partial. Gene Ontology annotation, biological process: ATP metabolic process; proton transmembrane transport. Gene Ontology annotation, molecular function: proton-transporting ATPase activity, rotational mechanism. Lineage: Eukaryota; Metazoa; Arthropoda; Insecta; Hymenoptera; Formicidae. The transcript has 3 exons.